AGUACCUCCAGGUUUUACUCAGCCGCCUCCUCUAACAGCUAAUGACUGUGAACUACCAUCGAAUGUUCUCGAGCACUGACGGGAAACUGUUUGCAUUCGCUAGGAUCCUCUUUAGAUGGAAAGCAAGUAUCUGGAAGGCCGUAUACGUACAGUUGUUAAUUUUCCUGGCAGUCGCCGGAACAAUCAGCGUCGUCUAUCGUGCAGUGUUCGACAGACAACAACAAAUGCUAUUCGACUCGUUCGCAAUCAAACUGCAACAUUAUGUGAGGGUGAUUCCCCUGGAACUGGUGCUGGGAUUUUUCUGUACACAAGUUUUCAAUCGGUGGACUAUACAAUACCAUAACAUAGGAUUUAUCGACAAUGUCGGUCUCAUGACGGCCUUAUACGUUAGAGGGCGAGAUGAAAAAGGAAGGCUCUACAGAAGAAAUAUCAUUCGCUACUGCGAGCUUGUGCAGGUUGGGAGAGAUGUCAGUAUGAGAGUACGACGACGAUUUCCAACAAUGGACACCAUUGUUGCUGCAGGCUUUUUGAUGCCCCAUGAAAAAGAGCUUCUCGAAAAAUUGGAGACGCCAAAUACACCGAAUUAUUGGAUACCGGCAAACUGGGCACUGGAGAUGACAUAUCAAGCUUGGAAAGAUGGCCACAUUGACAGUGACUAUUACAAGUCCAUAUUGGAAAAAACUAUAAUGAAAUGGCGCACUGAUUUACAAUGGGUUAGCAACCAUGACUGGGUGCCACUUCCUCUCAUGUAUCCUCAAGUCGUAUGUCUGACGGUUCAUCUCUACUUUGUUUUCUGUGUGCUGUAUCGUCAAUCGACAGUAGAAGCGAAAGGCGGCGACCUCGAUGUCUGCAUCCCAAUUAUGACAAUUCUGCAGUUCAUACUAUACAUGGGAUGGAUGAAAGUGAUAGAGGCUGCACUCAAUCCUUUUGGAGAAGAUGACGAUGAUUUUGAAACAAAUGAACUUAUUGACAGAAAUAUUACGAUGGGUAUGAUGAUGGUAGACCAAGGAUACAACAACCCUCCCGAUUUGCGUCCAGAUCCCUUUUGGGACGAUGCUCAACAGCCUCUCUACUCAGAAGAGACAUCACAACUUCGUGUUAAUCGACCGCGAGGAUCUAUUUGUGGAAUUAGAUUGCCAAGUGAAGUUACUGUAGUGAGGAUGAUGCCACACUUUGCUAGUGUAAGAAAUCGGUUGCUUGAGAAGAGAGCGACACAUGUCAAAGUAAAAGAAGAAGAACGAGAACCAACAAAAACUAUUCAUUGGAUCUUUACCGUUUAUGCCAAAAUUCUUCAUUUGUGCACAUCAUUAGUGCAACUUCUGAUGCCGUGGAGGUACCGAAAACGUCACAGGGUAUCAAAACGCUCAAGCACCGAUUCCAUCUCGGCUCAUAAGGAGAAUAGUACCCUUGCUUUUCCCGCCAGUUACCAGUCGUUUAAGGACAAUCAAGAAGACCGGGUCUAAUGACGAUCAAACUGACUAAUCGCUAUUUUUGUUGUCUGAAGUGAAAAAAAAUGGAAUUUGCUCAGAUUUACAUCCGAGAAGCUUGGUCAGGGCCUGGCACCAGCUGGCACGGGGCAAGCUGAAUAUCGUUUUUGGGGCAAAAAGCAAAGGGGGUUUCGUUUUUGUGGGCAAACAUAUACG
Molecule: messenger RNA, 1643 nt
Organism: Cylicocyclus nassatus
Lineage: Eukaryota; Metazoa; Nematoda; Chromadorea; Rhabditida; Strongylidae
Source: the annotation of a GenBank genome assembly